Molecule: messenger RNA, 870 nt
Organism: Daucus carota subsp. sativus
Lineage: Eukaryota; Viridiplantae; Streptophyta; Magnoliopsida; Apiales; Apiaceae
Product: norbelladine synthase-like
Exons: 2
Coding region: 277-747 (156 amino acids)
Biological process (GO): defense response; abscisic acid-activated signaling pathway
Cellular component (GO): cytoplasm; nucleus
Molecular function (GO): signaling receptor activity; protein phosphatase inhibitor activity; abscisic acid binding
Source: RefSeq, a predicted model, not a curated record
CCAAUCAAAAUGAUCCAAGCACAAAAUUUUCCUUGUUUAGCAUGUGCUCAUGGGCACACCAUAGAAAAACCGUUUUAUUAUUGAUAUCACUCCAUAAAGAGUUUGGAUUCCGCGGCAAUGAGAGCCAAUAGUAUAGUAAUUUGAUUCAUCUGACUCUGAAUAAAUGUAUAAUUAAAAUAAUGAUCCUACCAGCUAACUAUCUGCUUCCUUUUACAAAGGAAUCUCGUGGUGCUGCAUAAAUGUAGACGAACAUUAAGGAAAAUAAUAGAAGGAAAGAUGUUUGGAACAAUCAGCGGUGAAGUAGAGGUGAAUGCACCAGCAAGCGUAGUAUGGGAAGUGUAUAGUUCUCUUCAGCUAGCUGCUAUUGUGGAAAAAGGACUUACUGAUGUUGUCGAAAAGAUUGAGGUUGUGGAAGGUGAUGGUUCUGUUGGCACCGUUCUCAAACUCCUUUUUCGACCAGGUGUAGCUGCAUUUCCUUACUACAAGGAAAAGUUCAUGAUGAUUGACCACGAGAAGAGAGUGAAAGACGUUAUGGUUGUAGAAGGAGGUUAUCUUGACGUGGGGUUUGAGCGUUAUCUUAUUCGGUUAGAGAUUAUAGACAAGGAUGAAAAAAGCUGCAUUACAAAGUCCACAAUUGAGUAUGACAUUAAGGAAGAUUAUGCUGCUAAUGCCUCAUUAGUGUCAAUUGAUCCUCUCAUGGUUGUUAUGAACCUUGCGGCCAUUCACAUUCUGGCCAAAACAAACUGAAUUGGGGGCUUACUUUAUGCAUUCAAAAUCUUCAAGUUCUUCCCAGAGGCUUCCCUUUGUUGUAAUUUGGUUGGCUGGUUCUAAAAGAUUGUUGUUAUCAAAUUUUCUCAUCUUUCAAAAUAA